ACGGUCAACAUUUAAAGUUCAAAGUGUCAACCGUUUACAUUGAUUCAUCCUCAUUAUCAUCCCAGUGAUUUUUAAUUGUUACCUGUCAAUUUUAAUAAUGAAUAGAUUAGUUGAUGAUUGUCUACUCUUAAUUUUUGAACAAAUGUAUGAGCUUCAUGAUCUCAUUAGAUGUCAUAAUGUUUGUAGGAGAUGGAGAUACCUGAUUGAAAUUAGAUUGGCGAAAUUCAGAUACAUGACAAUUUACGAUUCAUCCGUAAGUCCACACUUUGAAACAGAUCGAGUACCGAAUGAAGUUUUGGUCAAUCUAAAGAGAUUACAAUAUAUCUUAGGUCAUACCUUAAGAUGGAAAGGUGAUUAUGUUGUCCCAUUUCAUUCAGUUACAAAGAAAACGUUUCCAAAUCUAAAGAUUAUUCAUUACGACAAAAGUCCGGGAUAUCGAGCUAUUGAUUUUGUUAUGGACGCUCUAAUAGUUGUCUAUCAAACAUUACCGCUUCGAGGUAUUAUCGAAAUGUCCCAUGAUGUUGCAAUUCCAAACACUACGAGAGGUUUAAAAGGUCUUAAAAUCUAUGGAUCAUUUCGAUCAAAUUAUGUGAGCUUUAGGCCUAAACUAAAGCAACUUCGAAUUGCUAAUGUUGCACUUCACCACUUGCCGGCUCAUUGCGAAGAGAUUCCGAAUCUAGAAAUACUUUAUCUUGAAGUUCUCGAAUGUGAAGAGUUACGAAGAGAUCCCCCACUUGUUUAUGAAAAUCUUGAGACCUUAAUCGUUGCUGAUCAUGAAAAAAGAUCACAUAGUUUCUUGUACGAACUUGAGGUGGUCAAUUGGUGUCCCAAAUUGAAAAACGCUCAUUUUUAUCUGCUAAACAAGACACUUGACUUCACCGGCGAGCAAUUUUUCAAGAAUCCCAGGCUUGAGAGUCUGGUUAUCGUAUUUGGUGCUCAUUCUUCAUGGAAGUGGAUCUCAUUGAAAACACACUUGUACAAAUACCCGAAUUUGAAAAAUCUCGCACUCAGACUUUAUCCUGAAAUUUCCGACUCACAUGUGAAAGAAUUGGUUCAAAAUCUACCGCAUUUGGUUACACUGGACUUACGAGGAUGUGAAAAUAUUACUGGUCACUCUGUACAGUUGAUCGAAAGUUACAGCAAACGUGAAAAAAGAUCGAUAAAAGUUCACAUCGGACCGAAAUACGAUAUUCCACCGAGGCCUCGUCAUUGGGUAGGAACUGGUUCUAAUUUCAUGGAAGCGUUUUUCUACCAAGACCAAACGCCAUUAAUACUCGAUAAUUUAGAAGAUUAAAAGUGUCAACUCUUCGCCAUCAUUACAUUUUAAUUGUCAAUUAGACUUCACGCUCUUAUUUCAAUCAUUUGACAAAUAACAUUCUAUGGAUAUGCCUCAAAGAAUUAAGAAAAGUUCGAAAUAAAUCAAACCAUUUGUUGGAAUUGCAAUUACAUAA
Molecule: messenger RNA, 1451 nt
Organism: Panonychus citri (citrus red mite)
Lineage: Eukaryota; Metazoa; Arthropoda; Arachnida; Trombidiformes; Tetranychidae
Exons: 7
Coding region: 98-1294 (398 amino acids)
Molecular function (GO): protein binding
Source: RefSeq, a predicted model, not a curated record